UUGAACAGAAUUUAUAAUAGAUUUAAUAUUUCCGACCAUAUUCAGAAAUAACCAUGCAAGUUGCUGAUUUUUUCAAGUGUAAGAUAUACUACAUUCGUGAAUGUAGUGAUUAUAUUUACGGGAGACUCCAUGGGCGAUUAGGGUAAACUCCUUCCGCCGUCACCGUUUGGUUGGACCUCACGUCCACAGACGAGAACAUCUUCUUUAUUCUUUUCUUUUUCAAAGAUGGUGGACCUUGCUCGGUUAGCAUCUUCGUCGAACCCGAAUUCAGAUCAAGAUCCGCCACCGUUCACUGCUCUUGCAGAUCCCUUUGCGGUGGUCUUACCUCCAGAUCUUCCUGACCCACCGGAUGAAGUCAUUCGUUCUCUUUGCUCCGACGGACUUCAUCCCCUGUUUGUCAAUGAGUUUCUUGUGUUGCUGGGUUUCUCGUCCUCUUAUGCCGUAGCUAGCUGUGAGAGAUGGUAUCGGUGCAAUAUCCUUAUACUCUGGCUCUUGUGUAGCCCUUUCCCAUCUCUUGUGACUUCACUAGUUCCAGAUCUGACCUCUAUGACCUGCGCUUCUUCUCCUAUAGAUGAUUCUUGUCAGCGCUCAGAUUGGAAAACGUUACGAAGCAGGCUACCUUUCUCGUCUCUUGGGACGAUGACCGUUCUCCCUUCGGGGAAGAUUGACUAUGUCUUGUUCUGGUGUGAGUAUGGCUCUUGUACCAGUCUUCUUUGGCUACUUUUUGACAGAUCUAUGUGUUUCAAAGACUCUGAGCACUACUACCGAACUAUUCCGCCGAUGAACCUCACCUUCGAUGACCAACUAACCCAUCGCUGUUCACCGCAAACACCGCUUAUAUCUACUUAUUCCGACCACAACGACCAACGGUUCAACUUUGACUCUGACAAAUCUCUAUGAUUCCAUCACGGUAAUGCUGGAAUCGACAGGUUUUGCUGGGAAUUAGAGUUUGUUCCUUUGGAAAUUGGAGUCAAGCCCAUCUUACUGUCCACUGGUGUGGAAGAGUCAAGUUCGUUAAUGUUCGUUUCAUUUCAGGGGGUGACUCUUCUCAGCCCUCUCGCUACGACUAUCCAAGCCCAGCAAGUGGAAUUUCCAUCAAGUGAAGCUUACGUUCUGGGCAUAGCUGGAUUAUCUCAUAUUGUUACUGUAGUCAAUGGGGCUUGUUCACUGAUGUCAAGCAAAAUUUGUCAUCAACCGGUAUCUCCAACAAGUACAAAUGUUUAUGCUCGUCUCAUUCAAAGCUCAGCUCGGAGUCAUUCGUUGCUA
This is a messenger RNA of Brassica napus (rape), 1266 nucleotides long. RefSeq lists its product as uncharacterized. The transcript is spliced from 2 exons. NCBI's taxonomy places the organism in Eukaryota, Viridiplantae, Streptophyta, Magnoliopsida, Brassicales, Brassicaceae. The record is from RefSeq and is a predicted model, not a curated record. The coding region runs from base 226 to 900 and encodes 224 amino acids.